AUGGUGCGCCACUUUCUUACGUUCUUUGCGGGCGUCCGCUACCUUUUGACGGUGGCCACCUUCUCGUGGAACGGGUACGACCUGUGGUACCGCGUUGCGUACUUUGGCGCGAUCAUCAGCUACGGCGUGGUGAUCUACAAGAGCUUUGGCGUGCCGCGCACGGAUAAGGCAUAUGUGCAGCGUGCGCUCAUGGACGAGAAUGUCCAGUACCUGGUGAUUGCUAUUUACUGGUGCUACAUCAAGCCGAUUUCGAUCACCCUGAUUCCCUACAUCACCUUCUCGCUUUUCCAUCUCCUGACCUUUACGCGCACGACGAUCCUUCCUGCGACGCAGGGCUCGGAGACGUCAAGCAGCAGCGGCCUGUCCAAGACCAUCCAGACCUGGGUGAAGGACAACUACGACCGCGCGAUGCGCUUCGUGUCCUACGCCGAGGUGGUCAUCUUUGUGCGCGUGCUCGUUGGCGCCAUCCUCUUCCGCAACUCGCUGCUUGCACCCUUGCUCUACGCGCACUUUUUGCGCCUGCGCUUCUACAUGAGCAGCUUCACGCGCGCCGCUUUCCAGCACGUCCGCUCCGAGCUGGACUCUUUGACACAGAACCCCUCGUGCCCGCCCGUGGUGCGCAAGGGCUAUCUGAUGCUUACGGACCUUGUGACGCGCUACGCGAGCACGGUCCUCAGCAUCAACAAGGACCAGCCCGCGACGCGCCCGACGCCGCAGUCGAGCACGCCGGCCGACCCGACGAAGGUCAAGACCCGCUAA
Malassezia japonica is the source of this 759-nucleotide messenger RNA. RefSeq names its product Transmembrane nucleoporin (gene POM33). Gene Ontology annotation, biological process: endoplasmic reticulum tubular network organization; membrane organization. NCBI's taxonomy places the organism in Eukaryota, Fungi, Basidiomycota, Malasseziomycetes, Malasseziales, Malasseziaceae. The transcript is spliced from 3 exons. The coding region runs from base 1 to 759 and encodes 252 amino acids. Gene Ontology annotation, cellular component: membrane; endoplasmic reticulum. The record is from RefSeq and is a predicted model, not a curated record.